AUGAUGGGAGGAAGCAGAAUGGGACUGGGUAUGCGCCCAACACAAUCCGUUUAUACAAACUCUCCGACGGGACCUUCGUCGCAACAGCUUACGCUCUUUGUGGGCUCCAUCUCACCCGGGAUCACAGAUGCAUUCCUUCAAGCUCUGUUCGCGGCCUGUGGGCCCCUGAGGAGCUUCAAACGACUGUUGACGCCCAUCGGAAAGCCUCAAGGCUUUGGAUUCGCAGAGUUUGAUCAACCAGAAGCGAUGGUACGCGCAAUAGAGCUCCUUAAUGGUACGGAACUGCCAUCACAAGAAGCGGGACAACCGAACAAGAAACUUUUGGUUAGGGCUGACGAAAAGACUGGAAAUUACCUCAAGGCUUACGAGUCGUCGCGAAUCAAAACCGACCAAGACGAAUUUCAGACAGAUACGUCUCGAACCAUCAUCGAGGGGUUGAUUGAAGGACUGCGAAACGGGCAGCCGCUCCCAGAUGGCGACCAGCAAGCCGACCAGCAAUCUGUCGUUCCUCCCCACCUCCAUGAUCUCCAAGAGGCAGAUUUGCCAGAGAACCAACGCGGUCUCGUCAUAUCAGAAAUCGAACUCUUCCGUCGACAGUCGGUCAAAAAGGCAGGAAUGGAUAAGACUGCUGGCGUUGGACCCGUGAAUGCAGUUGGUGGAAGCACAGGCUUUGGUGCUCUCUCCCAACCAAAAGGACGAGGGUGGGGCCAACGACAAAACAGUAUAGGCAGUGGUCCUCAGACACCCACUGGACCGAGUACUCCUACGCCGACGCGACCUACACAUAGCCCAAGUCGAUCCGACUCUCGUGGACCAGAUCCACAGAGAUAUCAUGGCCAAGCGCCAGAGUUUGUCAAGGCAGAAGCCGGGAAGCAACACGACGAGGAGCGCGAACGUGAGCUCAAGGCGAAAAAGUCAAAGGCGGAUGAUCAAGAGUUCCGACAUCGCGAACGAUUGUGGGAGAGCGCAGAGUACAAACGCAUUAAACGGUUCAGUCACAUGGCAGCUGUCGAAAGUGCUGUGCAAGAAAACGAAGACAAAGAUCGUCAGGAUAUGAAGACGCGGCUGGAGAUUUGGGAUGAUGACGAGAGUGACGAGCUUUUCUACGUGGACAGGGCUGAGUGGAGGCGCAAGCGACAACGUACGCUUGCAAGAGAAAUGGCAGAGGAUGUACAUGCACGCAACGUUGCUCGCGCCGAGGAGGAACGAGCCCAGCGCGAGUCACAACUAUUCCUGGAGAAACAGAUGGAACAAAUGCGUGCAACACAGGAGGAGCAGAAAAAGGCUGGUCUCCUCGUCGACGACGCCGCUCCCAUCAAACUCAACGUCGCACUCGCCACCAAACCCGCUCAAACCGCUGCAGCUGCACAAGCUGCGCCCGCAGAACCACGGGUAGUCUUUGGCCAAGAAGAAGAAGACGAAGUUGUCGUGAAGAAGAAGCGGAUGCCCAUGGUCGAACUGGACCUCUUUGUCGAUGGCGAAAAGGCAAAGGAAAAGUUGGAAUCAAUCAGGCAGCAAGUGUCGAAAGAAAAAGACGCUCUAUGGAAAGCGAAGAUUCGCUGGGAGGCUGUUUCAGAUUCCACCAUUGAACGAAAGCUGGAGCCCGUGAUUCAAAAGAAGAUAAAGGAAUUCUUGGGAGACGUCGACGACGAUCUCGUCAUGUUUGUCAUCGAACAUCUCAAGGAUCGCAAGGGGCCGAGCAAGCUGGUCGAAGGGCUAGAACCUGUUCUCGAAGACGAGGCGGUUCCGUUCGUGAUCGCUUUGUGGCGCCAAGUAGUAUUCGAAAGCGUGGCAUACGGAGAAGCGUUGGAUACCGAAAGCUUGAUGGUGGACGAUUGA
Messenger RNA from Serendipita indica DSM 11827, 1839 nucleotides. The record is from the annotation of a GenBank genome assembly. NCBI's taxonomy places the organism in Eukaryota, Fungi, Basidiomycota, Agaricomycetes, Sebacinales, Serendipitaceae.